AUGCUCAUCCCAACCACCUCCGGAACCGCUGAAUACAACGUUCCCGGUCUCCCCUCCCCCUGCAAAACCUGGUACAAAAUCCACGGCUCCCUCACAUCCUCCACCCCACCCCUCAUCAUCCUGCACGGUGGCCCCGGCGCAACCCACGAAUACCUCCUCCCUCUAAUCGAUCUCGCCCCCUCCACCCCCCUCAUCUUCUAUGACCAAAUCGGAAACGGAUUCUCCACGCACCUCCCCUCAAGAGCCGGCGAUGAAGAAUUCUGGAGCAUAGAUCUCUUCAUCCACGAGCUCGAUAAUCUCAUUCUCCAUCUCAACCUACAAGAUCGUCCGAUCGAUAUUCUCGGACAUUCCUGGGGUGGUAUGCUCGCUGCGGAAUGGACCAUCAAAUCCUCCCAUGCUUCGCACCUUCGUCGAUUGAUCCUCUCGAACACUCUAGCGAGCAUCGAGACCUACCAGCUUGGGAUUUCGGUGCUCAAGAAAGCUCUCCCCGAAGAUGUGCAAAAGGUUCUAGAUCAUGCGGAUGAAACGCAGGAGUAUGAUACCCCGGAAUAUGAAGCUGCAGUUGAUGUUUUUUCGCAGAGGCACUUGAGUCUGGCGAGACCUUGGCCUCCGAAGGAAAUGAAAGCGGUGCAGAAGUGGAUUGCGGAGGAUCCGACGGUGUAUGGGACCAUGCUGGGUCCAAGCGAACUUGUCGUUUUGGGUAAUCUGCGUGAUUGGACGUGUAUUCCAGAUAUACAUAAAAUCAAAGUACCGACGCUCAUGAUUAAUGGUGUAGAAGAUGAAGCACAGGACGUGACGAUGAGACCAUUUUUUGAGCAUAUUGAGAAGGUCAAGUGGAUUGUUAUGGAGGGGGCGGCGCAUUUGUCUCAUGUUGAUCAGAGGGAGAAGUACAUGGGGCAUGUGAGGGAUUUCUUGAGUAAUGUUUGA
Molecule: messenger RNA, 927 nt
Organism: Botrytis fragariae
Lineage: Eukaryota; Fungi; Ascomycota; Leotiomycetes; Helotiales; Sclerotiniaceae
Product: putative proline-specific peptidase protein
Exons: 2
Coding region: 1-927 (308 amino acids)
Biological process (GO): proteolysis
Molecular function (GO): peptidase activity
Source: RefSeq, a predicted model, not a curated record